Molecule: messenger RNA, 2157 nt
Organism: Ostreobium quekettii
Lineage: Eukaryota; Viridiplantae; Chlorophyta; Ulvophyceae; Bryopsidales; Ostreobiaceae
Source: the annotation of a GenBank genome assembly
AUGGAGUUGCUCCCCAAUAACUUUGACGAGUUCCGCUCGGUGGGCUACUGGGACAGGUUCUUCAAGGAGCGGCGGGAGCUGCCGUUCGAGUGGUAUGGAGAAUGGGGCGAGCUCAAGAACGUGGCAAUGCCAUUCUGCACGGGAAAGAAGAUCCUCAUGGCCGGCUGCGGCAAUUCAGAGCUGUCCAGCCAAAUGUAUGAUGAUGGAAUUCAUAACAUCACCAACAUAGACUUUUCCAAGGUGGUUAUCCGUGAAAUGCUAUCGAAAAACGUGCGGAGCAGGCCACAAAUGAAAUGGAUGGUGAUGGACAUGACCAAAAUGCGGUUUGAAGAUGGGGCUUUUGAUGUGCUCGUGGACAAGGGUGGUUUGGAUGCCCUAAUGGGUGAGGAUAACAGUGCAGCAGUGUCGGCUGGGGCUGCAUAUACUUCUGAGGUGUCAAGAGUGUUGGACAAAGGGACUGGCACCUACAUAUGCAUAACUCUGGGACAGCGACAUGUUUUGAGGACGCUGUUUGGUCAUUUCACAAGCAACUGGCAACUUUCAUUGCAUCAGAUACCUCCUCCAGCAGACAUGGCCAACUCUCGUCUCCAACCCUUUGUCGUGAUCUGCAGAAGAGGUGGAGGUGACCAAAAUGAUGAGAUGCCACUCAUUGAACUGGCGUUUGAGAGGGCCCAAGCCGUACUGGGCCAGAAUGCGGAGCAAGUGGCUGGAGUUUUCAAGAUGGUAGAUGAUGAUAACUCUGCCCGGCAGCAAGGCACAUCGUUGGCAGCAGGUCAGGGCUUUGACAUCCUCCAUCCUGGCCGUCGAGUUGUACUGUCUUUGCCACAAGGAAAGGGCACGGAUGGGAGCAGCCACCCCAUGUUUCUUGCUUCCGUUCUGGACAGUACACAAAACACAGGAGGGGAAGCCAUGGAAUGUGCUGUCUUCAUUGUGCCUCAAGGCAAGGAGAGUGAAUGGUUGUAUUCCACCCCAGAAGGCCAGUGGGAGGUGAGCUCGCAGUGCAACGCACAGCGUCUGGUGCUGGUGGCCCUUGCUGGUGGUUGCCAGGCAGCAGAUAUGCAUGCUCUGCAGGCCACACUGUCACCAAUGGUUCUUGACCUAGCACCCACAUCGGUGCGGUUCCAGCCCAAGAAGAUACCUUACAUGACGGCAGUCGAGGGUAUUGGCAGGAAGGCAGUGAGAGACAAGGUGGAAUCGAAGUUGUCAGGUCGUAUCAUUGUUGAAGAUGUGGAGUUGGACGACGGUCGCUAUUUGAGACGGCUGGUGUUCGUCUCAAACAGUUCCGUGAUCCAAUCAGAGGUCAUCUUGAGCCUAAAGGCACCUGACAAUGCCAACACAUCAAGCAGACCGCAGAGAAAGAAAGGAUUGCACACUCUGCCGCCCACGUCAGCGCUGAGCGUCGAUCACAGCCACUUGCCCAUGAACUACCACCAGGCCAUUGUUGCUUGCCUGGGGCUUACCGGCAGGGCGCUUUUCAAAGAUCGGCACAGGCAGGGUGGUGUUUCAGGGUUGCCUCAAGCUUUGGUCGUGGGUUUAGGUGGUGGUGGACUGCCCAUGUUUCUUGGGCGCCACUUCAAUUUGGAUGUUGAAGUUGUUGAGUUGGAUCCAGUUGUUGUGGACGUUGCACAGAAAUGGUUUGGAUUUGAGAAUAGCAACCACAUGCGAGCAACCGUGGGAGACGGCAUUCAGGCAGUGAAACAGCGAAGCACGUUGGUGCAGGAACAGGGUCCCCAUUAUGCUGUCGAUCUGCUUGUCCUUGAUGCGGGAUCGCUGGACGUAUCAGCAGGAAUAUCGGCGCCACCGCUGGCCUUCCUUGAGGAGGAUUUUCUCCGAGCUGUGAAAGAUGUUUUGAGCGAUGAUGGGAUUCUAGUCGUGAAUUGUGUUGCUCGCUCAUCAGAACGCCGUGCAGAUGUGGCAAAGGCGAUCCAGGGGGUCUUUCCCGAACUACUGGAGAUUGACGUUGAGGAUGACGUGAACCACGUUCUGUGCGCUGGUCGCCCUACCUGCGAGCUAUUGCCAGAUGGCGGCAUGCGCAUGCAGGAGUCACGAAUAGCGGAAAUUGGCCAGAAUCUGAAAGGUGCUGCGAGAUGCCCCUGGGGAACGGAUAUUGACACAGAAUCCCUCCUGAGAAGUCUUCAACGCAUCUCAUUUUCAUGA